AGAAGCAUACUUGUGCUGGGAGAAAGAUAUGGAACAUUGGUUUGAUUCUAACCAAGUCCAUGAAGAGGAUAAGACAGCCAUUGCCGAAGACACUCUCACUGAAGAUGCCUUUAGAAAGUGGGAACAAGAUGCUUACUGGCGACUUGCCUAUGAUGAACCAGAAGCUACUUGGCAAGAAAUGAAAGAACUCUUGUAUGAAGAAUAUGUGAAAGGAGCUGGAGAUGAGCUGUUGAAUCAGAUACGGGUCUAUACUAAUCUUGAACCAAGGCGGCUGAUAUUGGCAAAAAGGCCAAAUCGAAAGGCUAAGCUCAAAAAUGCUCACGACCUAAAGCUACACCAGGAGUCUACACUCAUCAUCAAGGGAGCAACCGAGCAUACAACAGCAGCAAGGGCCAGUGCCGUGCAAGGAGUUCCAACUCCACAAGCCAAAACUCGAGAGCUAAGUACAAAGCCAUUGCCUAAGUUCCAUGAGAAGAAGAAACCAAGCUGAUUAUGCAGGUCUAAAUAAGGACCAGGAGGACGUGGUUUCAAGGUUAAAACAAGAAGAAAUCAUCCCUGAACCUGACGCACAAGAAGGACUUAAACCAGCCACUAGAAAUCCAUUGAAACUAGUAGAUGUUUCGGUCCAAGCACAUGAGGAGGUACAAAAUAAUUUAAAUAAAUUAGUGUGCUCUGUUUAUGAUUCUUCCAAGGCUACCAUGAUAUGCUUGUCUAGUCCCAAAAGGUGUGACACAGGUAUAUCAUUUAGCAAAGGACCUAUGAAGCAAAAGAAGGUGAUUUUAAAGAGAGAUGACAAGGCACCACCAAAAGAGCCAUCUUUGCUUAAACACCUCUCUGGAAAAGAUGGCACUACGACCAGUAGCAUCUUACUUCAGGAAGAACCCCCAGACCAGUCACCAAACAGACUGGCCGUGCCAUUGGAUGCACCAAUCAAGCUUCCAAAUCAGGUAAGUGCAACUAUCCUUUGUUUGAUAAUCAAUUAUUUGGAUAUUAUGCAUACUGAUUUAUUAUGCCCUGAUAAGUUUGAAGAAAGACUAGGAUGCUUAGAAAAUUAUGUAGAACAUAAUCCUUGUCUUAGAUCCCACUUAGACAAGAAGCAAGAAAAUUUUUCAUCUACUGAAAUUGGAACUCAUCAAACCGAUUUAUAUGUUGAAUAUCCCAUGACUGCCAUAACACACUUGUCUUUUGCAAAAGAAGUUGAGUUUAUGACAGGAACAAACGCUGAAAAUUCUGGAGAUAUUUCCAAGGCUAAGUUCACACCAGGCCGGACCAGAGGGAUUAUCCUAUCCUAUCUGUUCAAAGAAGAACCACCAGAUGCACCAUGCAUCACUAAAUCAAAAUCCAACCAAGGUAAGUCCUUAGACUCCCAAAAGAGGAUGAAAGCUGACUUGCUCUAUCUUGGUGCAGGUUAUACAGUUUCGAGGUCGAAACCUUUUCAAGGGGGAGGGAAUGUUACAGGACAGAAACCGUACCUGAACCGAAGCUCAGCCAGAUAAGCAACAACUGCCACAACUGCCUCAAUAGAGCUACCCGCGACCAAGGGUCAUUCAAAGAAGUGCAUCUUAACAACCAUAAGGAAGUUUGGCAUGAAACAAAUUUUAACAGAAGGCCAGCUCAACCAUUCAUCACUGGAGCUUGGAAUUACAAGAAAAUCUUCACGGAGGAAGAAGUUAUGAAUUUUAUAAGUUGGAGGUUUCCCAGCCCGUUCAGUUGCGAGUAUCAGCCUUUAGAAGAGGAUUUCAACCCAACCAUGAAGCGGCCUUCUACAGAUUCAAGCAUGGGCUUCAAGAGUAGUGUCUUAGCUUUCCAGGAAGCCCGAAAUCAGAAGAAUUGGUCAAGGGAAAACCAAGAUGCAAUCAAUUUCCUAAAACCGGCCAAACCGACAUCAAUUUGGGAAAGUUUCCAACCAACUCGAUUUGGUCUGACCCAAGCCUAUCCAUGGAAACCAGGAGAUACUCUAGACCAUUCAGAAGACAUCCAAGACGUCCAUAGAUGCACCAGCACCCAGAGGAUCAGGCGGAUUCUCCUUACCAUCUACUUUCCAUAUCCGGCCACACCAUAUGCAUUCAAGGAAAGUUGUCUCCACUUAAUGAGCAAGGACCAACGGCUCUAUUCCUUUGAACCAGAAGAAACCAAGAUCCUUAAGAGUUUAAUCAGCAGCCAGAGACUCCUAUUUCGUGGAUACUUCUCCAAGAUAUCAAGAUACAAGAUCAGUCUACUCCAAAGGCAACAAAUCAGCCUAACGGCUAGUUCUCAUGGAGCCAUCAAAGCCAUUGACUCCAAGCAUUUUAUUUCGAUUUAUUUUUUUUCCUUAGUUCAUUUUCAGACUGUUAGAGAGUCCUUGGUCGAGCCUAUAAAGCUCUAGUCUUUGUUUCAUUGUAAAGCACCCUUGAUCAUUUUUAAAGUAAUAAGAAAUCGUUUUCUUUUAACAAAGUUGUGUAUUCUUUGUUGUUCUUUCUCUAGUUCUUUGUGUGUGAUUCACUAAGUCCUAAAGAAGCCACGUCCAGAGAGCCUUGUGUGAUUCAAGACCAUCUGUUCGUCCAUUGAUUGAGAGAGUCAAUCCAUAUCCAUCUAUCCACUCCAUCCAUCGAUCCAGCUUGGAAGAGAUACAUAUCAAGCAAGCCGGAAUCCAUCUUCAGUCAUCUAACCAACCACUGAUCCUUGUUGAGAGAGACACACGCCCAGCAACAAAGAUCCCAUCAUCCAUCUUUCUAUCCUUCUUAUUUGAUUUGUUUUCAAUUUCCAUAUCAUUUAGUUUUGAAUCAUAAAAAUCAUAUUUGCUUCAGUUCAUCAUUUGUCAUAUAGUUUGUUUUAUGUUCUUCAUAUAAAUCCAUAAAAAAUCAUAAAAAAGUUCAUCUUUUGUUUCAGAUACAAAUCAGCCGGUCUAAUCCUCCAUCGCAGCCGCCCAGCCGAACGUCCGUCCGUCCUAUCUGUCCAAACCGAUCAAAAACCAAACCUCAGUCAAGCCAUCCGUGUAGUCUGAAUCCCAGCCUGCAACAGUGGCUGUCCAUCAGUACAUAUAUCAGCACGUUGGUCCUUGGACUCAGCACGCUGACCCUUCCAGUGGACUGUUUGGGUGAUUUUGGCCCACGUGAGCUGUCUGUUCUGUACACACAGGACGUCCGUGGGUGUCCGUCAGCACACACAGGAUGUCCGUGUGAGUCCGUCAGCUCACAUAGGACGUCUGU
This is a messenger RNA of Brassica rapa (field mustard), 3188 nucleotides long. RefSeq lists its product as uncharacterized. NCBI's taxonomy places the organism in Eukaryota, Viridiplantae, Streptophyta, Magnoliopsida, Brassicales, Brassicaceae. The record is from RefSeq and is a predicted model, not a curated record.